CGCGGCGCGAGGACGCAACUUCCACGGGACGGAGGCGGCGGCGCCGCGGGGCGGGCGGGCGCGGGAAGGCGCGGAGCGGUGCGGAGCGAAGCGAGCGGGUGCGGGGCGUCUCGCCCUGUCCGGCGCGGCAGGGGGAGCCGGGCUGCGCCGGGUCCCGCCGGGCCGAAGUUUCGCAGCCGCCCCACGGGCGGGCAGGAGGGGCCGGAGGCCGCGGCGUCGGGAGCAUGAGAGGUCCGCCCCGGCCUGGCCGCUGCCGCGUCCCCCGGAGGACGGGCCGGUGCUGCGGGCGGUGAGGGGUCGCCCGGGGACUGCUCCUGGGCGCCUGCGGGCCGGAGGGGAGAGUGAGAGGCGGCGGCUGCUCCCGCGGGGACCCCAUUAGCCCGCGGCGGUGCCUGCGGGUCCCCCGCGCCCCGCUGUAGCGCUUGUGUUCGCUUUCAUUCCCCUUCCCCGGCGGGGGAGGAGGCGCGGCGGCGCGGAGCCUGCCCGGGCUCCCCUAGGGCGGCGCGGAGGCGCCCGGAAAGCCCCGGCCCGAGGAGGCGCCUCCCGCCGUCGCCUGCGAGCGGCCCGGCUCCCCUCCCUGCGCGGGGCUCACCUUGCGGGCGGUGCGCGGAGGAGGCCGGCGGCGGCCCCUGCCCCUGGCGGCGGCCUGCGCGCAUGGAGGCGCCGGGCGCGGGGCCGGGGCGGAGGAGGCGAGGAGCGGCUCCAUGAGGGCAGCGGCCCUGCCGGGGACCGCCGCCUCGCCGGGCGUCUGCCAGCCGCUGCCGCCCGCCCUGCCCGGGCCGCGCUCCCCGCCCUGAGGCCGCUCGGCGCGGCUCGGCUCCGAAAAAACUUUUCCGCAUCGGCCGAGGAUGGAGCUUGCCGGGAUGGAUUAUUUCUGCGACCAGGUGCAGCAGAAGGACGUGGGCCGCAGGCUGCAGGUCGGCCAGGAGCUGCUGGAAUACCUGAGCGACCCGGCCAGGUCCCCCGACCUGGAGCAGGACCAGCAGCGCCUUGACAAAGUGAUCGACGAGCUAACAGCGUGGGUCAACUCCAGCAAUUUCAAGGUAGCAUUACUGGGACUAGAUGUUUUAGGUGCCUUUGUCAACAGACUAUCAGGACGCUUUAAAUCCUAUAUAGGAACUGUUCUCCUGCCUUUGAUAGAUCGUAUGGGAGAUGCCAAAGACCAAGUUCGAGAGCAAGCACAGAAUCUUAUAUUGAAAUUGAUGGAUGAAGCAGCACCGCCCAUGUACAUUUGGGAACGCCUUGUCAUUGGUUUUAAACACAAGAAUUACCGAUCCCGAGAAGGAGUGUGUUUGUGUCUUAUUGCUACCUUAAACAUUUAUGGUGCACAGCCGUUAAUCCUCAGCAAGUUGGUACCGCAUCUGUGUACAGUGUUCGGUGACUCAAAUAGUCAGGUGAGAGAUGCUGCCAUACUAGCCAUUGUAGAAGUUUAUAGACAUGUGGGAGAAAAAGUACGAAUAGAUCUUACGAAGAGAGGAAUUCCUCCUGGAAGGUUGCAAACAAUCUUUGCAAAAUUUGAUGAAGUAAGAAACUCUGGAAAUAUGAUUUUAAGUAGUGUCAGUGACAAAAGCUUUGAUGAUGAAGAGUCAGUGGAUGGAAAUAGGCCAUCAUCAGCUGCUUCAGCCUUCAAGGUUCCGGCACCUAAAAAGCCAGGAAAUCCUUCAAACAGUGCAAGAAAGCCAGGAUCAGCUGGUGGGCCUAAGGUUGGAGGUUCCACUAAAGAAGGAGGAGCUGGAGCUGUGGAUGAAGAUGAUUUUAUUAAGGCAUUUACAGAUGUUCCUACUGUACAGAUCUAUUCUAGUCGAGAACUUGAAGAAACGUUGAACAAAAUCAGGGAAAUUCUCUCAGAUGACAAACAUGAUUGGGAUCAACGAACUAAUGCGCUGAAGAAAGUUCGGUCAUUGCUUGUUGCUGGAGCUGCACAGUAUGAUGGAUUUUUCCAGCAUUUACGGUUGUUGGAUGGUGCUUUCAAGCUGUCAGCCAAGGAUCUCAGAUCCCAGGUGGUUAGAGAAGCAUGCAUUACUGUAGCCCAUCUUUCAACUGUUCUGGGAAACAAGUUUGAUCAUGGCGCUGAAGCUAUUGUGCCUACUCUUUUUAAUCUGGUUCCCAACAGCGCCAAAGUGAUGGCGACUUCUGGGUGCGCAGCCAUUAGAUUCAUUAUUCGGCAUACUCAUGUGCCACGACUCAUACCUUUAAUAACAAGCAACUGUACCUCAAAAUCAGUUGCAGUUAGAAGACGCUCCUUUGAGUUCUUAGACUUGCUGUUGCAAGAGUGGCAAACACAUUCGUUGGAAAGGCAUGCAGCUGUCUUGGUUGAAACGAUCAAGAAAGGCAUUCAUGAUGCUGAUGCAGAAGCAAGAGUGGAGGCAAGAAAGGCUUACCUGGGUCUCAGAAAUCAUUUUCCUAGUGAAGCUGAGACUCUGUACAAUUCUCUUGAGCCACCCUAUCAAAGAAGCCUCCAGACCUACUUGAAGAAUUCUGGCAGUAUAGCAUCUCUCCCUCAGUCAGACAGGUCAUCUUCCAGCUCACAGGAGAGCCUCAAUCGGCCUCUAUCAUCUAAAUGGUCUGCAGCCAGCCCAGCAAGCCUUGCAGGCAGAGUUUCAGGCAGCAGCAAGGGUGUUCCAAGCCCAGGAACUCUGCAAAGGUCUCGCAGUGACAUUGAUGUUAAUGCUGCCGCAGGUGCAAAGGCCCGCCACGCUGCUGGACAGACAGCUGGAGCUGGGCGCUUAUCAGCAGCUGGUCUACCCCCGGGAUCUUACGCUUCGCUAGAGGAUACUUCUGACAAGAUGGAUGGAACAGCUUCUGAAGAUGGUCGUAUACGAACAAAGCUUUCAACACCUUCUGUUGGUAUUGGAAAUUCUAAAACAGAUUCCAGAGGACGGAGUAGAACCAAAGUGGUGUCACAGUCUCAGCCUGGCAGUAGAUCUGGCUCUCCUGGAAGAGUUUUGACUACAACCACACUUUCCACUAUGAACACAGGAGUUCAGAGAGUGUUAGUGAAUCCUGCAGCUGCACAAAAACGAAGCAAGAUCCCACGAAGUCAGGGAUGCAGUAGAGAAGCUAGUCCUUCUAGGUUGUCAGUAGCACGAGGAAGCCGCAUUCCUCGGCCUAGUGUGAGUCAGGGAUGCAGUCGGGAGGCCAGCCGUGAAAGUAGCAGGGAUACAAGCCCUGUCCGCUCUUUUCCACCCCUUGCUUCCAGACACCACUCCAGAUCCACUGGUGCCCUCUACGCUCCUGAUGUUUAUGGGGCUACAGGUACUGGCUUCGGAAUUAGUCAGUCGAGUAGAUUAUCAUCAUCAGUUAGUGCUAUGCGAGUUCUGAACACAGGUUCUGACGUGGAAGAGGCAGUAGCAGAUGCUUUGCUCUUAGGAGACAUACGGACUAAGAAGCCCGUGCGAAGAAGAUACGAGUCCUAUGGAAUGUACUCAGAUGAUGAUGCCAACAGUGAUGCAUCAAGUGCCUGUUCAGAAAGGUCCUACAGCUCUAGGAAUGGAAGCAUACCAACAUAUAUGAGACAGACAGAAGAUGUGGCUGAAGUCCUAAAUCGCUGUGCUAGCUCCAACUGGUCAGAGAGAAAAGAAGGCCUUCUAGGCCUGCAGAAUUUAUUAAAGAACCAGAGAACUUUAAGUCGUGUUGAGUUGAAAAGGUUGUGUGAAAUCUUCACAAGAAUGUUUGCUGAUCCUCACAGUAAGGUGUUCAGUAUGUUUUUGGAGACACUGGUGGACUUCAUCCAGGUCCAUAAAGAAGAUCUGCAGGACUGGCUGUUUGUACUGCUGACACAGCUGUUGAAAAAAAUGGGUGCUGAUUUGCUUGGGUCUGUACAAGCAAAAGUUCAGAAGGCACUUGAUGUCACAAGGGAAUCUUUCCCAAAUGACCUCCAGUUCAGUAUUUUAAUGAGAUUUACUGUUGACCAGACCCAAACACCUAGCUUGAAGACAGUCAAGCCAGCACUACAGGACCAGCUUCGCUCUUUUUGGAGCUCAAAGGUCAAAGUUGCAAUCCUUAAAUACAUAGAGACUCUUGCACAACAGAUGGAUCCAGGAGAUUUUGUAAAUUCAAGUGAAACUAGGUUAGCAGUUUCUCGAAUCAUCACCUGGACCACAGAACCUAAAAGCUCAGAUGUUAGGAAGGCUGCACAGUCAGUGCUGAUUUCCCUUUUUGAACUCAACACUCCAGAGUUUACAAUGCUGUUGGGUGCUUUACCAAAAACAUUUCAGGAUGGAGCCACAAAGCUUCUCCAUAAUCAUCUCCGGAAUACAGGCAACAGUGGUCAGGGAUCAAUGGGAAGUCCUUUAACAAGACCGACUCCACGCUCCCCAGCAAGUUGGUCAAGUCCUCUCACUUCCCCAACCAAUACAUCACAGAAUACUUUGUCACCAAGUGCAUUUGACUAUGACACUGAAAAUAUGAAUUCGGAAGAUAUAUACAGCUCUCUUCGUGGAGUCACUGAAGCCAUUCAGAAUUUCAGUUUUCGUACCCAGGAGGAUAUGAAUGAGCCUUUAAAACGAGAUUCAAAAAAAGAUGAUGGUGAUUCAAUUUGCAGUGCUUCUGGAAUAGUAGACCUACGAGCAGGAAGUGGUGUGAGUGAUACAGGCCGAACAGCUCUUGAUAACAAAACAUCAUUACUCAACACAAUGCCUCCCCACUCUUCACCACGUUCACGAGAUUAUAACCCAUACAAUUAUUCUGAUGGUAUCAGUCCAUUUAAUAAAUCUGCUUUGAAAGAAGCCAUGUUUGAUGAUGAUGCAGAGCAAUUUCCUGAUGAGCCUCCCAUGGACCAUUCUGAUCUGGUUGCAGAGUUACUGAAAGAGUUAUCAAACCAUAACGAGAGAGUUGAGGAAAGAAAGGCUGCCCUGUAUGAGCUCAUGAAGUUAACUCAGGAAGAGUCUUUUGGUGUUUGGGAUGAGCACUUCAAAACAAUACUACUUUUGCUGCUUGAAACACUUGGAGAUAAAGAGCAUGCAAUUAGAGCUUUGGCACUGAAAGUUCUAAGAGAAAUUCUAAGAAACCAGCCAGCAAGGUUUAAGAAUUAUGCAGAGCUCACAAUCAUGAAGACGUUAGAAGCACAUAAGGAUCCUCAUAAGGAGGUGGUGAGAUCUGCUGAAGAAGCUGCCUCCAUGCUGGCGACUUCCAUUAGCCCAGAUCAGUGCAUCAAAGUUCUCUGUCCAAUUAUCCAAACUGCAGAUUACCCCAUUAAUCUGGCUGCAAUCAAAAUGCAGACAAAAGUCAUAGAAAGAGUAUCUAAAGAAACCCUUACUCAGCUUUUACCAGAGAUUGUGCCAGGUCUAAUACAGGGUUAUGAUAAUUCAGAGAGCAGUGUUCGUAAGGCAUGUGUUUUCUGCCUUGUAGCCAUUCAUGCAGUAAUUGGUGAUGAACUAAAACCACAUCUCAGUCAACUCACUGGCAGCAAAAUGAAAUUAUUGAACCUUUACAUCAAACGUGCACAAACAGGCUCGGGACCAGGGGAUACAACAGCAGAUAUGUCUGGACAAAGCUAAUGAAGCUGACAAGAGUUAACCAGGUUUCCUAAAGCAAGGGCAAGGCCCUCUUCAGUGAAAGGAAAAUUCUUAACAUACAACUUCUGGAACUUUUUUCCUUGGGGUUUUUUUUUCCCUUUCUUUUGUUGUUUUUUGGUUUUGUUUCUUUUUUUUCUUUAACCAACGGCUGUCCUCAGCCUGCAUGUGACUGUUGCAAUAGAAUUAUUCCAAAUCCAAGGAAAAACAGUAUUAACAUCAGUUGAUCAAAGCAGAAAUAAAAUCUAAAAAUAAUCUAAUCCAUCAGUUAUCCUGUUCAAAAUCCUCUGUGUCUUCCCAUUAACUUUUGCCAGUGUUAUUGUAUUAAAAAAAAGAUUUUUUUAAUGCUAAUUAAAAAGGUAUGCUUUAAGCUUCAGAAGUUAAAAUAUAAAUUCUGUUGCUUUUACUCAGCUGCAGAUAACAUUACUUUUUUGUUGCUGUUUUGUUUGAGUAUCAUGUCCUUCGCUAGAAACCAGAAGUGAUGUGAAACAAGAAGUGAUGUGAAACAAGGCUGAACUAGUCUGAACUGCAGUGAGACUCGUUCACUGUGUUGGUGGUUCCUCAUCUUUCUUACAGCUUGUUUGGGUUAUUCUGGAGAUUGAGAAAUAUGCCUAUAAAAAAAGCUGGAUUGAUCCAGUUCUGUAAAAGUGAUAUUGUUCAUUGGUUGUAUGUUUGUUGCAUAAAUAAGAAUUUAGUGUGCGCAGCAGAGGACUGGUACAACCAGUACCUCUUAAUGUGGAAGACAGCCCUUUCAGGGUAGCAUUGCCGACCUGGUGAUAGUGUGGCAGUCUGCUUUCUGGCAGCAGAGUUAAUGGUCACUUGAUGGACGUGAACCAUCCUUGUCACCUUUCGUUCUUCAAGCAGGAUGCUUCAGAAUGGAGUGCUCUGCCCAAGCAUGCUCAGUAUGUAUUUAUCUUUAUCACUAGAAUGUUUCCUCUCAACCUAAUUGCUGGAACAAGUAGUCUUGUAUUGUAACUCACAUGGGAUUUUGACAGCAGUGCAGAAAACUAUUUAUUCGUUACCUUCCUAAAAGCACCAAGAUUUUCUGCAUUGAAUUUAAAUGGGGGGGAGGGGGAAUAGUCACAAAUGCUAUUGAUCUUGCCACCUUUUAAUUUAAAAAAAAUAUAUAUAUUUUGGAUGAGUUGGGAAAGCUGCACCAAAUUAUUUGCAUGGUUUUCUUGAAUAGCAUCCUCAAGACCCAUCUGGAUUAAGGUGUGGAAAUGUUUCCAGGGUUUGUUUUUCCAUUUUUGAAAAAGAGUUAGUUUAUUGUGAAUAAUGGUUCUUUGUAUUUAUGAACUUGAUAAUGGAAAGAGAACAAAGAUCAAGUAAAUGUGUCCCUAAAUGUUGUCUUUUUCUUUUUUUUUUCUUUUUCUUUUUUUAUGUCUUGGAUAUAAGUAGCAAGCUAAUUUAACUGAGAACUGGGAUGAAACAGGAAUGGUGACACUUUUUUUCCUGACUUUUUUUUUUUUUCCCUCCCCUUUGACUGUGAUGUUGUCUAGUUGUAGGAAGUGUAUCCUGAUAAGAGAGAAAAUAGCGGUGCCAAGGAUGAUGAUCUAUGCUAGGCUAAAAUUCUCUCUACCUCUUCAGGGUGACUAAUUUUUGACUGAGCUGCUGCGUAUAGCACCCGGUGGAAGAACUAUCUACAGAAAAUAUUUUUUUUUUUUUUCUCUCUUCCAAAUUAUCACUUAAUGUGUAUUCAAAACUCUUCUUCAACAUUGCAGCCAAAUAUCAUAAGAAACUACUUACACACUUUACUUGCUAGAAACCCUGAAAAGCAAAACUGAAUAAAAAUUUAGUCAGAUGCUUGUAGUUACAUGAAAGGUUGUUUUCACUUUAGUUUGAAGUGAAUGCAAUAGAAAGAGCUAACAUGGUUGUUAAAGAAGCAAUGCCAUUGCAGAGAUUUAUUUGAAGGAAAAGUUGUAGAAAUAUAUGUAAAGACUUAAAACCAAGACUGUCAUAACACGUUGCUAGCCCUUUUUAGCAGCUACAUCAAGAAAAUAGUAUCUCUUCUUUCUUUCCUUUGUACGUGUAACAUCUUUGUUGUUUUCUACUGUUUAAUUACAUUGUGUAUUUAUAGUUCUAUGCUUACCAUUGUGCAUAUACUGGCAAUAAAAUGUACAUAACAUUACUUAAAAAAUAAGCAAUGUAUACAUUCUGGUUUUCUGUUUUAUUUGAUCACAUGCUAUAAGAAGAAAUUAUAAAUGUGAUUGAUACAACAUUGGUUAAAAAGAAAAAUUUAUCUUAAUCUUCA
This is a messenger RNA of Falco peregrinus (peregrine falcon), 7764 nucleotides long. RefSeq names its product cytoplasmic linker associated protein 2 (gene CLASP2). NCBI's taxonomy places the organism in Eukaryota, Metazoa, Chordata, Aves, Falconiformes, Falconidae. Gene Ontology annotation, molecular function: microtubule binding. The transcript is spliced from 41 exons. Gene Ontology annotation, biological process: mitotic spindle assembly. The coding region runs from base 849 to 5498 and encodes 1549 amino acids. The record is from RefSeq and is a predicted model, not a curated record. Gene Ontology annotation, cellular component: spindle microtubule; microtubule organizing center; cytoplasmic microtubule.